Tigriopus californicus is the source of this 1808-nucleotide messenger RNA. RefSeq lists its product as uncharacterized. Bases 272 to 1675 code for a protein of 467 amino acids. NCBI's taxonomy places the organism in Eukaryota, Metazoa, Arthropoda, Copepoda, Harpacticoida, Harpacticidae. The transcript has 8 exons. The record is from RefSeq and is a predicted model, not a curated record.
UUCGGAUAUCAGCUAUCCCUCUAGUCAUUUACAUGAGACAAGGAAAAACAGAAAGCAAAUGUGAAGAAACCUUUUUAUGUUCCUGAAUUAAUUUAGUUCCUUCCUGGGCAAAGGUUUUUCCAGGACUCUCCACAUAUUCCGAGUGUUUCAAGUUUCUCCUAUCAACAUGUGCGUACGAACGGUGGUUGUUAUCGGUCGAAAAAUCGAGCCAUAUCUAAAGUGAGGUGAGCUUUCUCUGCAGAACAAAAGUGUACCUGGAACAAAUGCAUGCAUGACAAGUAAGAAGUGGUGGAGAAUUACUGUUUCGUUCUCUGUUGGAAUUGUGCUCCAAAGUGGUGGGACUAUGUUGGUCCUUCUUGUUUUAAAUUUGGUCCAUUUGGCUCACUCUCACGUGAGUUUGACCUUUCCCCCUGCUCGGAAAUAUGACUUGGACUUUUUGGACACUGUGAGAACCAGCGGUCUUUGCGGAAUGGAAAAGGGAGCCAAUAGUACAAAGAUCCAAGCAAACCGUAGCCUGAAGGUCCAAUGGCAUCUGGGUUAUCCGCAUCGCGGGUCUUACCGUAUUCGCCUGUUCAAUGAGGCCAAGACCGUGGACUCCUAUUUGACCCCGGGGGAGGAUUUCGUAGCAAGUACACCCACUGAUGCUCAAGAAGCGAGUGUAUCCAUCCCAGAUGUGGAAUGCAAUGAUUGCACUAUUCAAUUGGAGCGACAGGCCUUGGAAUGGGGAGAAAAUUACCGCUUUCACAGUUGUGCUGAUGUGGCCAUAUCCCGUACCUUCAUCGAGGAUUGCACGGGUCACGGCAACCCUGGAUCCGGUUCUUGCUCGUGUGACAAGCUCUAUCAUGGCCCCAGAUGCCAGUUCAAAGACGAUUGCCUAUCGGAUUCAGAUUGCAACAACCGAGGGAAAUGUGUGGAAGUGGAAGGCUCAUCUUUGCCCAACUUUCAAUGCUUUUGCGAAUUCGGAUAUUUUGGGCGGAACUGCCAAAAAGAGUCCAAGCUCAAGACCAAGGAGUUUGUCGAGAGCGAUUAUCAGAAGCUCGCAACUCGUGGCGUGGAAUUUCUUUGGCAAUUCAAAGGCGACGAGGUCGAUGCCAUUGUCAUUGCUGACACUCAAAGCUAUGUUGCUGUUGGGUGGAAACCAAAAGACUUGACCACAAGCUGCUACGAGUUUCCUCCAGAUGCGGGUGCCUACAACUCGGGAGCCCUUCACGAAAUGGAUUGUAGCGAUAUCGUUAUAGGCACUGCCCGAGGAUCAACCAGUAGGAUUGAGGACUAUUACACUCGUGACAGGUCCACGCCAAGGUUAGACUCGGUAUAUGGAGGGAAAUCGGAUUUGACGGGCGCCCUGGGAUGGGAAGAAGAUGGAAAGACGUAUAUUCGAUUCACGAAACCUCGACGGUCCACCGAGAAAACCGAUCAUACCUUUGGAGAGAGCUUGGAGAUCAUUUGGGCGUUUGGACAGGACACGGACUUCUAUCGUAUUGACGAAAUCAAGUAUCAUGGACCCAAUCGAGGCCACGAAACCCUUCAUUUGAGGGACGAUGGCUCCAUUCAUAUGCCUGUCGCCAAAGAGACCGUCAUUCUGUCAGUAGCAGUGGCCUUGAUUGUCUUACUGAUUAUCAUCCAAACCAUUCAAAACUGCAGCAAGGGAAAGUUGUGUUGCACAGCCAAAUGAAAUUCUGCCAAACCCUGGGCUUUCCUCUCAACAUUUCUUCUUGACGCCUGAUGCACAAUCCGAAACAAAUGAUAAGGUUGUGGCUGAAUUAUUGCUUUGGAAAAUCAAGAAUAAAUUGCUCUUCUUGGUCUGA